Messenger RNA from Pelodiscus sinensis (Chinese soft-shelled turtle), 936 nucleotides. The record is from RefSeq and is a predicted model, not a curated record. Lineage: Eukaryota; Metazoa; Chordata; Testudines; Trionychidae.
AUGACCAACCGAAGCACCGUGACCGAGUUCCUGCUCCUGGGCUUCUCUGAUGUGCGGGAGCUGCAGAUUUUGCACUUUGUGCUAUUUUUGGUGUUUUCCCUGGCAGCCCUCUCAGGGAACCUUCUCAUCAUUUCAGCCAUCGCCCUCGACCACCAUCUGCACACCCCCAUGUACUUCUUUCUGGGGAACCUGUCCCUCCUAGACCUCGGCUCCAUCUCCGUCACUGUCCCCAAAUCCAUGGCCAACUCCCUCCUGGACACCAGGGUGAUUUCCGUCCCUGCCUGUGUCGCACAAGUCUUUCUCUUCUUUGUCUUCGUGUCAACUGAUUUUGCCCUUCUCACCGUCAUGGCCUACGAUCGAUACGUCGCCAUCUGCCAGCCCCUGCACUAUGAGCGAGUGAUGAACAGGAGAGCCUGUGUCCACAUGGCCGCCAGCGCCUGGCUCGCUGCUAUUGUCUACUCUGCCCUGCACACGGGAAACACCUUCCGGUUACCCUUCUGCCAGUCCAACGUCAUCGACCAGUUCUUCUGUGAAAUCCCCCAGCUCCUCAAGUUAGUCUGCUCUGACUCCUACCGCAGUGAAUUUGGGCUUCUUGCCUUUAGUGUGUUUUUAGGUUUUAAUUGCUUUGCUUUUAUCAUUGUGUCGUAUGUUCAGAUCUUCAGAGCGGUGCUGAGAAUCCCUUCGGAGCAGGGCCGGCACAAAGCCUUCUCCACCUGCCUCCUCCACCUCACUGUCUUCUCCUUGUUCCUUUGCACUGGGGCCUUUGCCUACCUGAAACCCACCUCCAGCUCAGCACCAGGGCUGGAUCUAGCGGUGGGUGUUCUCUAUGCUUUGGUGCCUCCCAUGCUGAAUCCGGUCAUCUACAGCCUGAGGAACAAGGAGCUCAAAGCUGCCCUGAAGAAACUGAUGGGGAGGAGGUUAUUCCCCAAGAAUUGA